Porites lobata is the source of this 13114-nucleotide messenger RNA. Lineage: Eukaryota; Metazoa; Cnidaria; Anthozoa; Scleractinia; Poritidae. The record is from the annotation of a GenBank genome assembly.
UUGCUGCACACUGAUUCGAUUGAGUUCCUUGGAUAAUUUCAUCCUUCCUUGAGAGGUUUAUGAACAGGAGAUUAAACAGAUAAGCGGUAAGUGAUGUUCAAACAACCACAUGAAGUAUUUUAACGCAUUGGAAACAUGCAAUGAUCCGUGAUCUACCAGUUUCUCAUGAGUUUUCAAACCGGAAGUUUAUUCGAGUGAGAACUAUUUGUAGGUCGAAAGUAAAAUUUGGACGUUGUAUGAUUUCUUUUUGUUAAUUGUCACUUUUAUGAGACCAAUAAUACGACAGGCUUCGGUACAAAUCUCACAUUAACAAAUUUUGAUGAUUAAUUUCAAUGUGUCGCACAGAAACGAAAGAAAAUAAUUUGCUCUGUGACUUGGAAACACUUGAUCAGCUCGCCAAAGAAAAGCUGUAAUUUGCCUGCAAUCGUUUUCAGUAUUAAGCUCAGAUCAAAACCUGGCUUGUCUCCAUAGGUCUCCAAAGUUGAGUCCUGACUAGUUCGAUCGAUCGUUCCAUUUAGUUGCCGAGUUGGUCAUCUGCUUUGUGUUGAAUAUUUACAGGAUAAUUUCAAUGAUGCGUUGCAAUUUGAUUUUUGAAGCUGCAAGGGUCUUGCUGACAAAGUAUACACUGAACGUUGUCGUCACCACUUGAAAUAUAGGGUUUUACUUCAACAGGUUCCAAUGCAAGCAAGCUGAAUCAGUAACUCUUUUUAUCCUGUCGAUUGGUCGAAAAUGUUUCAAUCAUUAGAAAAUUGACUGUAAUUUAUAGAAUAAAUUUCGCUACAAAUUUAUCCGUCCAUCUGCAAGCAGAGGACCUUUAAUACGGUAUCUAGGAAGAUCGCAAAAGGAGGUUUUUUCCUCCGUUUUCCAAAAAAAUACGCGUCCACACGUAGCGUAUUCGAAUCGUUUUCGCCCGUCCAUACGAAAACGCUAAACAAUGGAAACACGAUAGCAUCCCUUGCAAAGCAUGCGUCAUGCUAGCAGUAAAUGAUGCAUUACGUCAUCGUAUUCGAAAACCUGCGUUUUCGUCCGUCCACACGUAAACGAGUGGCCAGCGUUUUCAAAAAUCCUCACUCUGGAGAGCGUUUUUGAAAAGAUGCGUGAUUCGGUGAUCGUUUUCACCGAAUACAAGUGGACGGUAGGCGAAAGUGUUCGCCUUAGAGUUACUGACAAAAUUACACCCCUACUACUAAUCAAAAAAAGUCGUAUGGCAGGGUUUUCGACAGGUUUUUAAAGUAGCGGACACAAUACUGAAAGCACCGGACGCGAUAUUUUUUGGCGGCGCAAGGCGCCUUGCGAGUGCCGAAGGCUCGAGCUACCUAAGGGGAUCUGGGGGCAUGCUCCCCCAAAUAGAUUUUUAAAAUAAGACACUCAGGUUUCCGGUGUUUCUGGAACCCGAGAAUCAGUUUCCCAGACAAGGCUGGUGUUCACUGAAAUUCUGAGAAGUGAUGACUUGAACAAUUAUUGUAAAGCAAAUCAGCAUUUAAAUUUAACACUUAGACGGUACGGCAACAUUUUUCUAAGACUUGGAAAAUCCAUGAUUCUGUGAGGCGCCUGGGCUUAUGUCUUACGCGUUGAAGAACUCCAAAUUUAAAGAUCAGUUGAUCGCUUUCGAGAUCGCGUGUCUUAUUAUUUUUUUUCUUGAAAUGCUGUCUGUCAUUUUGUUUUCUAUUUCAAACUCCAAAAGGUUAAAAAGUCGUAUUUUGAUCGUUGAUAAGGAAAAUAUCAGCUUAACCCUGUAAUAAAAACACCGCAUUAGUAAAGGGCCGCCGCGAGACAUUGUGUUGGUGCAAGUCUUGGCUCAGUUGUGUUAAAGACGAGUUGAAUUUAGAUGCAAGUUGAAAUAAGUAAUUUUCGAAAGAGCAGUAUUACGUGCAUGGUAAGCCUAAAUUUAAUUGGAAAAUUCUCACACUUGAGCGAAGAUGAUCGAUCGAUUGAUAACGCUGACACGCGAUAGUGUUAACCACUUCAGCAUUUUGAAAAUCGGGACCAACUUUUUUUGUUUGCUCUUGUAACGGGCGUAAGCUUACUAGGCGUGAAGAGCGAAACAGUGAUACCCUAUUUAUUUACCCGUUUAGCAAAGUAAUGCAUUUAACAUGUAUGAACUGUGGCAAAAAGAAAAAGCAAACUAAACAGCUGCCAGGGUUUGUAACGUUACCCGCAUUUUUCUUUUUCAACUUUUAGGCGACAUUUCGUUUUGAGAAAAAGCUUAACUAGCAAGAAAAGUGUUUUGAGUUUUACAGUUAAGUGUAACUAUGUAACACGCUGUAAAGUGCUUUGGGACAUUGGAGGAAAAAGCGCUUUAUAAAAGAGGGCGAUCUAUACUAUAAUUUACAGUUAUUGUGGAUUCCAAUUUCCAAUUCAAUAAUUGCAAAUUUAAAUUGCAAAGAAGAAUGUUUGAAAUGAUUGUUUAGAUCUAAGUACAUUAAGUUUGAAGUUUGGCGGGAAUGGAUACCCAUGCGGAUUCCUGCGUGACGAGCCAAUAUACAAUCCCUGACGCCAUGCAAAAAAAAAACCGGUUGGCAUGAGUGCAGUUCACAUAUUGAACAAUAACCCUCCUAAAAUCUUUAAGUCUCGCUUGCUUGAAGAUAGAGAAGAAAAAGGAGGCGAUUAAUUCUACACGAAACAGGAUUUCCUCGCUAAAAGUUUUUCACUUCCUACUUUAUCGACGGUCGAGUAUUCUUCAGGGCCGAGUUGUUCAAAGCUGGUUUAAGAUAACCCAGGGUUAGUGCGAGAUUUUAAUUCACAUUUGAAAGCUUAAAAAGCAUUUCAGUUUUAAUUCCUUUUGUCUACAAGUUGAUGACUGGAAGCUCUAAAAAUAACAGAGAAAAUUAUCCGAGAAAAUGCUUUUGAACACAAGAAAAGGAAACCAGAGUUAAAUUUAACCCUGGGUUAAGCCUUAAUCGGCCUUCGAACAACUGGGCCCAGGACAUUAACUUUUUAUAUCCUAUUCGACGAUGAUUGAGUCGUGUAUAAAUGCACGAAAAUCGAGAGAAAUCACAUCAUUGCAAGAGAGAGAGUGAGAAAAAAAUGUGAUGAACAUGGCGCGUCAUUUUAAUCAUCGCCUAAAAUAAACGGUAAAAGUUUACAACACCCGACCAUUUUACACCCUAACCAUCGAAGUUUUCACUGAAGUAUUCGCUUGUUUCAAAGUAAUCAUCGCUUUCAAGCGCUCGACAUCUUUCGCGUCAAUCUUUUGCAAGCUUUCUUCACAAAAUAAAUUGGCGUGUACACACUAAAAAAAUUAAAGAAAUGCUUGCAUUUUAAGAGUCUCGCAGCUAAAGCAAGCGAGACUAAUGAGUUCGCGGCUAUCUGAAGACGAAACAGCCGAACUGCUGGCUAAAAUGAACAAACUGCAAAAAUUUUCCUUUCCCCCCAAACAGACAAUUGCUUGAUGGAUGUCAUCUGCAAAAAGAAAUGAAGACAUCAGUUCAAAUUCUGAGACUGUGCUCAGAAACAAACUCUACAAGGAGGUAAAAGUCACAAUGAAAAAUGUUAAGAAGUUAGAAAUUUUUUUAAAGGAAUAAGAAAGCAAUUUCAUAUGAUGUGAGGAAUAAUUAUGCAGAUGGUGGGGCGUUAUCUAUCGAGGCCUCAUUCAAUAGCUGUAAAGUGUAAAGAUUAAUACCUCCACAAAAUAUGACACAAAAAGGUAGAAUAGGAAAAGCAUAGCUAUUUUUUAAAAAAAUUAAGCUAUAGCUAUUUUUAAUUUCCUUAGGGAUAGUACAAAGAGAGAAAUUUAAGCGCGUGCGUGUCACAAGCGGCCACCGACUCCAGUCUAGCCUGCGUAACUGGCGGGAUCUAAUCCCGCCAGCUAAUCAGGCUGACUCCAUGGAGUCUCGUUUUCUUUUUUCGCCAGUCAUACGUCGCCUGCUCUUCGUGCUUUUUCUAUCAUUCUGUUCUUUUAUCCACGGUGGCCUGUCGCAUUCCAUCUCUUCGUCUCAUCUAUCUCUUUCAAUAUUUUUUUAAAACGUUGUCGUGUGUGGAACGUGCGAUUUCUUGCAGAGAAUGUGGGUUGCCCAUACGUUUUUCCGUCAAUAUGCGAGGUAUAUGGUCGAUAUCUAAAAGAAGGCUUUUUAAAUUGGUUUUUGCAUGUGGGUGGCAGACGUUCGACGACUGACGAACAACGCAACUACGGCAAAGUCAUAACGAAAAAAUUGACGUUGAUAUUUAGUGCCCCGGCCGCUUCAACGGCUGCUUAGCGGGAGACGAGGGUGUUUGAGAAUGAAUGGUAUGAAACUUGACAUUCAUCACCGCGGGUUGGCUUGGGGACGUUCUCGGGUGACACAAAGAUGCGAAGCCCUUUUUUGGGUCCGAAAUUCAACAACAUUCUCCUGGUAAUCCAGGAGUAUCUUUCCUUUAUAUCGAACAACUGUAUUAGAUCCAUCACAGUGCGACUACUCGAACCGGGACACUUGCAGGUUUUUUGCAAACGGACCAAUAAAAUUCAAGGUUGAACCAUGCAACUGUUGAAAACUUUAAAACCGUUUGAACUUACCUGACCUAUCAAAUUCAUUAAUAUUUCUAUUUUAGUGUUUCACUAAAUCCUCCUGGCCUACUAUACUUUUACUUUUACUUUUUACUGCUGACCCUUUCCUGUCGGCUUCAGGAAGUUCAAAUCAAAUCAAAUAAUAAAAGCAAAUCUACCUGGAAUUAUGAAAACCGGGUUAGCAAACAUUUUGUAAUUUCUCUCAACUUCCCCUGUCUAAUAGUUUAUUUAGUGAUUUGUUUGCUGAUGUCCUUUUUUGUUUGUGUGUUCGUUUUGUGGUUAGGGCUUUGUGUAGAUGUGGCUGUAGACAGAAUUUAGCGCGUUUCUAUUUACCCCCCCUUCACUCCCUCCUUCUGUAUGUCUUUUUUUUUUAUCCUACCCACAAUUCUCUCUUAAACACAAGUGACCGUUCAGUUGAAAUCAGUGCGCGCCUAGAGCUGGCUUCGACGGUGCCGUUUAGCAGUUUACAUUUCGUUACUGGUCACCUUGAGAAAAGUUUCCCGGAGAGCAUCAUGUAAAGCUCUGAGAUGGGACAAAGUUAUUACUAUUCGCAAAGUCUGCAUCGUCCAAUAUCGUAUUUUAUUCUCGUUUCAUUUUGCUAAACGGAUCAAUCACCCACAUCCGGGCUUAGACAGAAAGGUACGAUAUUGUUCGUUUUUCUAAGGUGACCUCCGCGUCUUGGCCUCGGGAACAGGCUCUUGGGAGUCAAAAGAAUUAGGCGAGAGCAAAAUUGCCGGUGAACUUUGACCAAGGACAAAACUUAGUUUUUUUCUGGUGUGAAGUCAGGGUCUACAUCCGGGAACUUGAAUAAGAGAAGUGUAAGAGACAAGUCCAGAGGCGUCUAUCUGCCAGUAGGCUGAGUUUUUCCGAAUUAUUCUAUGAUAUUUGGCUUAUGUUAAACGUCAGAAGAUUAUGCGUGGUUGUGGAUCGUUUUAUCAGUGCCGAGAAAGUGUGUGAUUGUGUGAUUUCCGCAUGGUGUUGACAGGUCGCGUGGUUGAGCUGUUUCGCUAAAGUAUUCUGUGCCAGCCAUAAGAACGUUUCUUCGGUGUAAUUAGGUUAGCUGAUUGUACCUUGGAAAAGCAACUCUCGACUCAGGAAAAUUGGAUCUAGGUCUAGUUUCAGCGGGCUCUAAUGGCUUUGAACCAAUAGGCCGGUUUUUGCAGAUACGAAGGUGAUAAUUUAUGUAGUAUGUUUAAUUCAGAUUGUUAUCUUUUCCCUGCGAAACCCAGUCGUUUAUCAAACCGCGAAAAAAGUAGUGUUUUGCUAACUAUUUAAGUUGUUAUGUAAGCCUUAACCAGACACCUUUUCGCUGCAGUUCACUCAAUUUAAAAAUUUCUAGACUGAAAUGACACCAGUUUGAAACUUCACGGAGUCAGAUCACUGAAUAAAUGUUCUAAAAUUUGCGUUAUUUUAAAUUUGGACUCGUUGAAAUUAAUGCUUCUAGUAGCUACUAACUUACUGCCCGGAGUCAGAUAAAGGCUUUUAAUCAGCCUUUGAAUGAAGUUUUAUUUUUUUAGAUUGCCAAGUAGUAGAAUGAGUUGAUUUUUUUGCGAACCCGGUUUUAAAAAAUCCAGGUAUAAAUAGAAACGCAUUUUAUCCCUAAAGUAUUGUGUAAGGCAAUGGCCAUGCAUUUUAAUUCAAUUUGUAACCCUGUUUUUUUUUUUGGUAAAUCAGGUUUCAAGACUGCUCACCCCCCUUUAUCACCAAAUGGCCACUAAAAUAUUUUCGGAAGAACAGCUUAACUAUUUCAGGGUUUGUCACAUAGCCACUGACAUACUGCCCCAAGCUCUGCGAUUUCUGUUCAAGCAGGAAUGGGACAAUCGUUACAUGACAACGUUUGGAGAAUGGACGGACACGCCUCAAAAUGGACUAGACUUCAAUAACGGUGAGUCCCCAGGUAAUCAACGAAGAAAUGCCCGACUGUUGGCUACAAUGGUAAAUGGAGACAGGGCGGAAUGGGACUGUACUAUGCUAUUUUAUGCCAUCCUGUUCUCUGAUUCUAUUCAUGGACUGAGUUCACUGAUCAAAACCAAUGUUGAUCAUCUCAGGAAGUUUCGCAAUGAAGACUUCGCUCACAUGACAGAAGGUCAGCUCUCAAAUACAGACUUCAGCAUCACUGUUGGCAAAGUGGAGGCAGCAUUUCGAAAUCUUGGCCUGUCUACUGUUGAAAUCCAAACUGUAAGUACACAGAAAGGUUUUCCAACCGAUGAGUUGCAAAAUGUGAUUACAAACGUUCAGAACCUUACUCAAGACCUUCACACAAAAGAUGCCGAACUUCAAAGCAAAGAUAGUAAAUUGCAGGAAAAAGCUAAAGAGCUUCUGGAGAAACAUGCCGAACUUCAGGAAGAAAAAAGCAAAUUACAACAAAAGCAUGCCGAACUGCAACAAAACAUACACAGGCUACAAGCUAAAGAAGAACAACGCAAGGUCCUUGAAGAGCAGCUACAGCGCAAAGUAGAACCAUUUUGCGUCCUUCCACCCAGACCUCCUCAUGUGAUCGCGAGACGCGAUUGCGACGUUGCUAAAGUAACGCAGAAACUCCUAAACCUUAGGAAGACUAACGAUAGCGCUUUAAGUUAUUGUUAUAUUUCAGGCAAUCCCGGGAGUGGUAAAUCUCAGCUGGCUGGAUUAGUUGUGGAGAAUUUCUACAAAGACGCCCGUGAAGACACAACUGCUCCGUCAUUUGUAAUGACUUUAAGUGCUGAAAACCCAGAGGCGCUUUUAACAUCAUACCUCUCGCUGGCAAGAAAGGUGAGCUGCCCCGCGUAUAAUAUAACUACUACCGAAAACUCCAAGGAUUUAAGUACUGAGCAGAAAAUAGCCAUUAUCAAAGAUUUAAUUACAACAAAAAUCCACCUUUACUCAUCUUGGCUCUUAGUGAUUGACAAUGUCACAAAUCUCGCUAGAAUGGGUCAGUUUCUUCCUGAGAGAGGAAAUGAGCAGUGGGGCAAAGGCCAGCUGCUAAUCACAACGCAGGAUUGCUCCUGUAUCCCUCCUGAGAGUUCCUUUACAUCCCACAUCUCCUUGAGCAAAGGUAUGGAGCUUGCGGAUGCUACUCGUUUAUUAAUCGAGCUCUCUGGAAUCUCCGGCAACGAAAUGGAAGAACAGGUGGCUCAUGCUUUGGAUUACCAGCCACUUGCUCUAGCCAGCGCAGGAGUGUUUAUGAGAAAACUGCGAAAUAGCAAUCCAGCAUUUGGCUGGGAGGGUUACUUAGAAAAACUUGAAAACGGGAAACGUGAACUCACUGAAAAGGAACUUGCCAAAGUAAAUAGUAUCUACCAAAACUCUAUGACAAUAGCGACCAGGGUAGCCGUUGAAGCGGUAAUGGCUUCUGAUCAAAUAAUGAAGCACGCUUUCACUUUUCUCGCUUUUUGUGCACCAGAGCCAUUGAGGUUGGACGUGUUGACCACGUAUGUGGUAAAUGCUGAUGAAAGCUUGGAUAAAGAGGAGGUAGGCAUUCAGAUCCAAGGCUCCUCAUUGCUCUUGAUCGACGAUGAGAAUGACGUGAACAUUCGAUUACACAAAGUGGUACACGAUAUUCUGAAGUUGGUAGUUAAAGAUCGAAUUAAAACUAAUGAACAUACCCGAGUUUUAUCUGUUGCAUUGCAGUCAUGCAAGCAGUUUAUUACCAAAGCAGUCCCAAAGAUUGAGCAUAUUGUGGAUUCUUUCCUUCAGAGCAGACAAAUGGUUCCACAUUUAAAAACGCUAGUAGUGGGAAUUAACGACAUUUUCUUUAAUAAAGAUACAUUUCAGGUUUUCUGUAACACAACUUUGGACGUCUACCAAUUUUGCUAUAACCUAAGAGUGCUUGGACGAUUUUGCCGCCUUCAUAGCGAGUUCCAUUCAUCAAUUAAGUACUUAAGCGCAGCUUUAACAAUCAUUGAAGAUGAUGAGACAAGGGAACGGCGACCCAAUCACUUCUUCGUUGCGAGUCUUUACGGCGAACUAGGUGAACUAAAUUUUAUCUUGAGUGACCAUCAGCAGGCCAAGGAAUAUUAUGAACUUGCCCUUUCCAUACAAGUAAAUGAACUUGGACCCCAUCACAUUGUAGUGGCCCGAAUGUACCAUAACAUUGGUGUCCUAAAACACAUGAUUGGUGACCAUCAGCAGGCCAAGAAGUUUUUUGAACGUGCCUUGUCUGUACAACUAAGUAAACUUGGUCCCGAUAAUGUCGACGUCGCAAAUACUUACCAAAGCAUGGGUAACCUACAUAGCGAAAUGGGUGACCAUCAGCAGGCCAAGGAGUAUUAUGAACGUGCCUUGUCCAUACAACUCAGUAAGCUUGGACCCGAUCAUGUCAACGUCGCAAAUACUUACCAAAGCAUGGGUAACCUACAAAAGGCAUUGGGUGACCAUCAGCAGGCCAAGGAGUAUUAUGAACGUGCCUUGUCCAUACAACUCAGUAAGCUUGGACCCGAUCAUGUGAACGUCGCAAAUGCUUACCAAAGCAUGGGUAACCUACAUAGCGAAAUGGCUGACCAUCAGCAGGCCAAGGAGUAUUAUGAACGUGCCUUGUCCAUACAACUCAGUAAGCUUGGACCCGAUCAUGUCAACGUCGCAAAUGCUUACCAAAGCAUGGGUAACCUACAUAGCGAAAUGGCUGACCAUCAGCAGGCCAAGGAGUGUUAUGAACGUGCCUUGUCCAUACAACUCAGUAAGCUUGGACCCGAUCAUGUCAACGUCGCAAAUACUUACCAAAGCAUGGGUAACCUACAAAAGGCAUUGGGUGACCAUCAGCAGGCCAAGGAGUAUUAUGAACGUGCCUUGUCCAUACAACUCAGUAAGCUUGGACCCGAUCAUGUCAACGUCGCAAAUGCUUACCAAAGCAUGGGUAACGUACAUAGGGAAAUGGCUGACCAUCAGCAGGCCAAGGAGUAUUAUGAACGUGCCUUGUCCAUACAACUCAGUAAGCUUGGACCCGAUCAUGUCAACGUCGCAAAUACUUACCAAAGCAUGGGUAACCUACAUAGCCAAAUGGCUGACCAUCAGCAGGCCAAGGAGUAUUAUGAACGUGCCUUGUCCAUACAACUCAGUAAGCUUGGACCCGAUCAUGUCCACGUCGCAGGUACUUACCAUAACAUGGGUAACCUACAUAGCGAAAUGGGUGACCAUCAGCAGGCCAAGGAGUAUUAUGAACGUGCCUUGUCCAUACAACUCAGUAAGCUUGGACCCGAUCAUGUCAACGUCGCAAAUACUUACCUAAGCAUGGGUAACCUACAUAGCCAAAUGGCUGACCAUCAGCAGGCCAAGGAAUAUUAUGAACGUGCUUUGUCCAUACAACUCAGUAAGCUUGGACCCGAUCAUGUCAACGUCGCAAAUACUUACCAAAGCAUGGGUAACCUACAAAAGGCAUUGGGUGACCAUCAGCAGGCCAAGGAGUAUUAUGAACGUGCCUUGUCCAUACAACUCAGUAAGCUUGGACCCGAUCAUGUGAACGUCGCAAAUGCUUACCAAAGCAUGGGUAACCUACAUAGCGAAAUGGCUGACCAUCAGCAGGCCAAGGAGUAUUAUGAACGUGCCUUGUCCAUACAACUCAGUAAGCUUGGACCCGAUCAUGUCAACGUCGCAAAUGCUUACCAAAGCAUGGGUAACCUACAUAGCGAAAUGGCUGACCAUCAGCAGGCCAAGGAGUGUUAUGAACGUGCCUUGUCCAUACAACUCAGUAAGCUUGGACCCGAUCAUGUCAACGUCGCAAAUACUUACCAAAGCAUGGGUAACCUACAAAAGGCAUUGGGUGACCAUCAGCAGGCCAAGGAGUAUUAUGAACGUGCCUUGUCCAUACAACUCAGUAAGCUUGGACCCGAUCAUGUCAACGUCGCAAAUGCUUACCAAAGCAUGGGUAACGUACAUAGGGAAAUGGCUGACCAUCAGCAGGCCAAGGAGUAUUAUAAACGUGCCUUGUCCAUACAACUCAGUAAGCUUGGACCCGAUCAUGUCAACGUCGCAAAUACUUACCAAAGCAUGGGUAACCUACAUAGCCAAAUGGCUGACCAUCAGCAGGCCAAGGAGUAUUAUGAACGUGCCUUGUCCAUACAACUCAGUAAGCUUGGACCCGAUCAUGUCCACGUCGCAGGUACUUACCAUAACAUGGGUAACCUACAUAGCGAAAUGGGUGACCAUCAGCGGGCCAAGGAGUAUUAUGAACGUGCCUUGUCCAUACAACUCAGUAAGCUUGGACCCGAUCAUGUCAACGUCGCAAAUACUUACCUAACCAUGGGUAACCUACAUAGCCAAAUGGCUGACCAUCGGCAGGCCAAGGAAUAUUAUGAACGUGCUUUGUCCAUACAACUCAGUAAGCUUGGACCCGAUCAUGUCAACGUCGCAAAUACUUACCAAAGCAUGGGUAACCUACAAAAGGCAUUGGGUGACCAUCAGCAGGCCAAGGAGUAUUAUGAACGUGCCUUGUCCAUACAACUCAGUAAGCUUGGACUCGAUCAUGUCCACGUCGCAGGUACUUACCAUAACAUGGGUAACCUACAUAGCGAAAUGGCCGACCAUCAGCAGGCCAAGGAGUAUUAUGAACGUGCUUUGUCCAUACAACUCAGUAAGCUUGGACCCGAUCAUGUCCACGUCGCAAAUACUUACCAUAACAUGGGUAGCCUACAUAGCGAAAUGGGUGACCAUCAGCAGGCCAAGGAGUAUUAUGAACGUGCUUUGUCCGUACAACUCAGUAAGCUUGGACCCGAUCAUGUCAACGUCGCAAAUACUUACCUAAGCAUGGGUAACCUACAUAGCCAAAUGGCUGACCAUCAGCAGGCCAGGGAAUAUUAUGAACGUGCUUUGUCCAUACAACUCAGUAAGCUUGGACCCGAUCAUGUCAACGUCGCAAAUACUUACCAAAGCAUGGGUAACCUACAAAGGGCAUUGGGUGACCAUCAGCAGGCCAAGGAGUAUUAUGAACGUGCCUUGUCCAUACAACUCAGUAAGCUUGGACCCGAUCAUGUCAACGUCGCAAAUACUUACCAAAGCAUGGGUAACCUACAAAAGGCAUUGGGUGACCAUCAGCAGGCCAAGGAGUAUUAUGAACGUGCCUUGUCCAUACAACUCAGUAAGCUUGGACCCGAUCAUGUCAACGUCGCAAAUGCUUACCAAAGCAUGGGUAACCUACAUAGCGAAAUGGCUGACCAUCAGCAGGCCAAGGAGUAUUAUGAACGUGCCUUGUCCAUACAACUCAGUAAGCUUGGACCCGAUCAUGUCAACGUCGCAAAUGCUUACCAAAGCAUGGGUAACCUACAUAGCGAAAUGGCUGACCAUCAGCAGGCCAAGGAGUAUUAUGAACGUGCCUUGUCCAUACAACUCAGUAAGCUUGGACCCGAUCAUGUCAACGUCGCAAAUACUUACCAAAGCAUGGGUAACCUACAAAAGGCAUUGGGUGACCAUCAGCAGGCCAAGGAGUAUUAUGAACGUGCCUUGUCCAUACAACUCAGUAAGCUUGGACCCGAUCAUGUCAACGUCGCAAAUGCUUACCAAAGCAUGGGUAACGUACAUAGGGAAAUGGCUGACCAUCAGCAGGCCAAGGAGUAUUAUGAACGUGCCUUGUCCAUACAACUCAGUAAGCUUGGACCCGAUCAUGUCAACGUCGCAAAUACUUACCAAAGCAUGGGUAACCUACAUAGCCAAAUGGCUGACCAUCAGCAGGCCAAGGAGUAUUAUGAACGUGCCUUGGCCAUACAACUCAGUAAGCUUGGACCCGAUCAUGUCCACGUCGCAGGUACUUACCAUAACAUGGGUAACCUACAUAGCGAAAUGGCUGACCAUCAGCAGGCCAAGGAGUAUUAUGAACGUGCCUUGUCCAUACAACUCAGUAAGCUUGGACCCGAUCAUGUCAACGUCGCAAAUGCUUACCAAAGCAUGGGUAACCUACAUAGCGAAAUGGCUGACCAUCAGCAGGCCAAGGAGUGUUAUGAACGUGCCUUGUCCAUACAACUCAGUAAGCUUGGACCCGAUCAUGUCAACGUCGCAAAUACUUACCAAAGCAUGGGUAACCUACAAAAGGCAUUGGGUGACCAUCAGCAGGCCAAGGAGUAUUAUGAACGUGCCUUGUCCAUACAACUCAGUAAGCUUGGACCCGAUCAUGUCAACGUCGCAAAUGCUUACCAAAGCAUGGGUAACGUACAUAGGGAAAUGGCUGACCAUCAGCAGGCCAAGGAGUAUUAUGAACGUGCCUUGUCCAUACAACUCAGUAAGCUUGGACCCGAUCAUGUCAACGUCGCAAAUACUUACCAAAGCAUGGGUAACCUACAUAGCCAAAUGGCUGACCAUCAGCAGGCCAAGGAGUAUUAUGAACGUGCCUUGUCCAUACAACUCAGUAAGCUUGGACCCGAUCAUGUCCACGUCGCAGGUACUUACCAUAACAUGGGUAACCUACAUAGCGAAAUGGCUGACCAUCAGCAGGCCAAGGAGUAUUAUGAACGUGCCUUGUCCAUACAACUCAGUAAGCUUGGACCCGAUCAUGUCAACGUCGCAAAUACUUACCAAAGCAUGGGUAACCUACAUAGCCAAAUGGCUGACCAUCAGCAGGCCAAGGAGUAUUAUGAACGUGCCUUGUCCAUACAACUCAGUAAGCUUGGACCCGAUCAUGUCAACGUCGCAAAUACUUACCAAAGCAUGGGUAACCUACAAAAGGCAUUG